CAGAUCAUUUCAGCAGAGGACGACCCUUCAUUACCAGCGUUAACUUUUCGGUUCUGGUUUCUAGGUAUUGGGCUAUCAACCUUUGGUUCAGUCUUAUCAGAGAUUUAUUUCUGGAAGCCGCAAAAUACAACAGUUUCAGCUCUCUUCGUUCUCAUCAUUGCGUAUGUUCUAGGUGUUGCAAUGCAUUGGGUUAUACCAUACAGAUCUAGAGGGUUCUGGAGCUAUCUAAAUCCAGGUCCUUUUAACAUCAAGGAGCAUACGUGCAUUACCAUCAUGGCAUCUACUGCGUCCACGACUGCGAAUGCGGUCGGCAUAAUUGCGACGCUGAAUCUCUUCUAUAAUGUUCAGUUAAAUCCCGGUACAGCUAUGUUCCAGACGUUUGCCUCGCAGCUAAUCGGAUACGGAUUCGCUGGAAUACUGAGAAACCUACUUGUAUGGCCGACUUAUGCACUAUACCCCAGCGCUCUUCCAUCGAUCUCUCUCUUGCAAUCUAUGCAUUUUGGUGGGAUGCUGAAUCGGAAGAAGAUGAAGUAUUUCUGGAUAGUUUUCACAGCAAUAUUCUGCUGGGAAAUCGUGCCAACAUGGAUGUUUCCGCUCUUAACUGCAUUCUCUGUCAUUUGUCUAGCCGAUAAUGGUCGAUCACCUUUUGUUCGUAACCUUUUUGGCGCUGGGUCUUCCAACGAAGGGCUAGGCUUGCUUUCAUUUGGCUUUGAUUGGUCCUUGAUCACGCAAGCUUAUCCAUUGUACUGGCCGCUGCAGACUCAGGUUUCAUCCUGGAUCGGAAUAGCCAUAUGCUAUGCUUUAAUGACGGGAUGCUAUUACAACGACGUCUUCGAGGGGUACUCACGAGGGAUUCCCUUCAUGUCGACGGCACUUUUCAGUGGAAACGGUUCUUCGUAUGACCAAAGCGCCAUUCUCAAUUCCGAAAAUCAGCUCGAUCCCGAGAAGUACGCACAGAUAGGACCACCAUAUAUGAGCGCGACGUAUGCAAUCUCGCUCCUUGUGAGCUAUGGCUCCACUGGCGCUGCCUUCUCCCAUAUCAUGCUCUGGCAUUGGCGGCAGUUGUGGGAGGCUUUUCGGGGCUUCAACUUCCUCCGAUCGAAGCAGGAUUUUGACGAUGUACACUUUCAGAAGAUGAAGGUUUACCCCGAAGUACCGCAGUCAUGGUACUGCGCCCUUUUUGCAGUCUCACUGGCACUAGCCAUCGGAUUGGCAUACUCCGACGUUCACACUCUGCCGUGGUGGUCGGUCAUUGUAUUCACCAUCAUUGCUUUCAUCCUUGCCGUCAUCCUAGGGUUUAUCGACGCUGUGACAGGCUUUUUACUUCCGACAGAUGGUAUUGUCCAAGUUAUUGCUGCCUAUGUUCAUCCUCAGCAGCCCGUCCAGAACAUGUAUGCAAAACUGUAUGGCUAUAGUACGGGGUAUCAGACCUUGUACAUGCUCUCCGACCUCAAGCUAGGACAAUACGCCAAAGUACCACCGCGCGCAACAUUUAUUGCUCAACUAAGCGGUACUAUCAUUGGCGCAAUCUUCAAUUACAUUCUGUACAUGUCCAUUGUCGACCAACACCGGCAGGACCUCAUCAAUCCAAUUGGGACGCGCAUAUGGUCUGGCUGGAAUUCGCAAGAGAUCAACUCCGCAGCCAUCACUUGGGGUGCACUGUCGGCAGAGUUGUACAGCCCGGGAAAGACAUACUUCCAGAUACCAAUGGGACUCCUUUACGGAUUCUUGGCACCAUUUCCUUUUUACUUCCUGCAUCGCUUGUUCCCAAAGAUCUGGUCAUACCUGAAUAUGCCAAUUAUCUUCACGUAUAUGGGCUGGCUGCCGUAUUCCGUAAACGGCAUGUGGUGGCCAGGGUUCCUGAUAGGCCUGUUCACCCAGUGGUGGGUACGCACACGGAAGCCACACUGGUACAGGAAAUAUAACUACCUGACCUCGGCGGCUCUGGAUGGAGGAACCUCCAUCAUAUACUUUGUCCUGAAUUUUGCGGUUUUCGGUGCUGGCGGAAAUGAAGCAAACUUCCCUAUAUGGUGGGGCAAUCCUGACCCUAAUGUCAUGAGCGUUGGUGAGUACCUUUGUUGGAAGGGGAUGGAUGGAAAGAUCUUGACCAGAAGUCCAGAUCACUGCAUGUUGAGCAGUGCAUAA
Messenger RNA from Coniophora puteana RWD-64-598 SS2, 2145 nucleotides. Its product is annotated as OPT oligopeptide transporter. The record is from RefSeq and is a predicted model, not a curated record. Gene Ontology annotation, molecular function: oligopeptide transmembrane transporter activity. The annotation marks the transcript as partial. Gene Ontology annotation, biological process: transmembrane transport. The transcript is spliced from 18 exons. NCBI's taxonomy places the organism in Eukaryota, Fungi, Basidiomycota, Agaricomycetes, Boletales, Coniophoraceae.